AUGUCCAAGUCAAAGGCUCCAAAAAAGUAUCAUAUUCCGCUUAUCCCUAUCAAUCUUGAUAUGCGAGAUAAUGCUGAAAACAUGUUGAAACAAAUGCUCAUGAAGGCCUCGCACAUUUAUGAGGAAUCCAGUAAGGGAUGCAACAGUUCUGCAACAGAAUGUUUCCAUCUUGAGCAAGGAUAUACUUCCGGUGUCACUGUUGGACAAAUGUAUAAUUGGAUCAAGUUAAUGGGUGUGCUAUCAGACAAAGAUAAAAAACGGAAUGCCCUUUCACUUUGGCUUUUGCUUAAUGAGCCAACAUACCCUGACAAGGAUGAACUUGAUGAAGACUUCACAAUGAAGUCUGCGAGAAAGUCACUUGCCAGUGGUGUAAAGGCCUCACCUAGUACACGACAGUCCAAGCGAAAGCUGCAGUCAGCUGGCAUCCUUUCAGUUUCUAAGCGGGCAAAGCUUUAUUCUGUGAAUUUGCCUCGUAUCAAGUGGAAUGCCAAAGGCACUUUUGUCGGAAUGGUAACAACAGAGAUCCCACGCAAACCAACUGAUGGUUCAGAAGAUGAUUGUACUCUGUUAUUCAAGACUUUCCUUGCUGCACCCCUUCUAUUAUGUGAUGGCUUAUAUAAGGAGAGGAAGUUUUGCGGUAAUACUGAUAUCACACAGAAUGAAGAUUCAUUGGGCCUUGUUAUUGAUGCAUAUGUUUAUCACACAUUGUUAGAUAGUGGGAAAACAGUGCUAUUAUCAGAUUUGCAAGGCAUUAUUGCUCCAAAUGCUACUGUCACAUUGUUUGACCCACAGGCUCACACGUAUGAUAAUACCUUGCUCACAUUAUUUGCAUAG
This is a messenger RNA of Serpula lacrymans var. lacrymans S7.9, 834 nucleotides long. RefSeq lists its product as uncharacterized. Gene Ontology annotation, biological process: protein phosphorylation. The transcript has 8 exons. The record is from RefSeq and is a predicted model, not a curated record. Lineage: Eukaryota; Fungi; Basidiomycota; Agaricomycetes; Boletales; Serpulaceae. Gene Ontology annotation, molecular function: ATP binding; protein serine/threonine kinase activity. The coding region runs from base 1 to 834 and encodes 277 amino acids.